ACACACCUCCUCCCCUCAGGCCCGGGAGAGCCGCCGCCGCCCACAUAAGGACGGUCGGGUUUCUUUCCCGUCUCCUGUCACCGAGGGAGAGUCUGUGAGUCGGUGUCGGUGCUGGCGGACAGGCUGGGACAGCUCCAAAGAUACUCGGGCACCAACCGCAGGCAAAGGCAAGAGAAACCAGCCCGACUCUUUAAAAUAUCCAGCUGCAAAAAUGUAUCUAAAACCUCUUCAACAUUUCAAGACAAGCGCGUGAAGUUGGAAGUUAACUUUACCUGAAGUUGCUGUCAAGAUGAAGAGCCGCGCUUCGUAAGCAGAGCGGACAAGAUGGGAAAAUGGGAGCUGACCAUGAAUCCAGUGCAGGAGUGGGGUGAGGAGAAGGAGGACGGCGUGGUGUACGGGGUGACGCUGCGCCGGGAGCCGGACCCGUCCUCGCCCGGCCCCAGCGAGACGAGCUCCUGCUGCGGUUUUGUCCAGUACCGGACCUGCAAGGUGCGGCGUCUGAAGGCCGCCACCCUGGACUUGCUCAUAAGUCACCUGCUGGACAGCAGCAGCAGCCAGGAUCCGGACUACAGCCGGAUCUUCCUCUCCACCUACCGGACCUACACCAGCACCACGGCGCUCGUAGAGCUGCUCUUCCAGAGGGACAGCGUCUCUUCAGAUGUGGACAACGCGGGUUACUGCAGGAGCCUCCUGUUGACCUUCAUCCAGACGUGGUUGGAUGAGUACAGCGAGGACUUCAGGGACCCUCCGCUGCACCCGGCUCUCCACCUGCUGCUGGAUCACCUGAGGAUCAGCUCCGCCGUGCAAGGCGGCAUGCGCAGCCAGCCGAACUUCUGCUCACUGGCUGGACAAGCCGAGGAGCUGCUCAGAAAGUUCCAGAAAGAUGGAGGAGCAUUGUCGAAUGCUGCUGGUCUUGACCAAGGGGAGGAAGAGUCUGCCAGUGAGGAUUCAGGAUGUGAAACCUCUCUGGAUCAGGGCAGCAUCAUGGAUUUCUCCGCCUCAGCCAUCGCUGAGCAGCUCACUCAAAUGGACUCUGCCCUGUUUGUCAAAGUGGUGCCCUACCAGUGUCUGGGCUGUGUGUGGUCCCAGAGAGAUAAGAAGGAAAACAUGUCUCCCACCAUCCGAGCCACCAUCGCGCAGUUCAACGCGUUGACCAACAGGGUUAUCGUGUCGCUGCUCUCCCAGUCUGCAGAACCAGCUAACGGCUCCUCUGGGUCGCCUCCUACAACUCCAGCCCAGAGGGCGCGCGUCAUUGAGAAGUGGAUCAAAGUGGCACAGGAAUGUCGUCGCUUGAAGAACUUCUCCUCCCUCAAGGCGAUCCUUUCUGCCCUGCACUCGAAUGCCGUCUACAGGCUGAGGAAGACCUGGGCAGCCGUCAGCAGAGACAGCACUGCCACGUUCGAUAAUCUCUGGGAGACGUUCCCGGACGAGAACUGUGUUCUGACCAACAGAGAGCUCCUGGUGGAGGACGGAAGCCAAGCCAAUGUGGAUAAUGUUUCUCCAAAGUUAAGCAAGAAGUGUCAACUCCCCCGGCAGAUGAGUACCUCAAGUGGAGUGGUUCCUUACCUGGGCACCUAUCUGACCGUCCUCACCAUGUUGGACACGGCUCUACCUGACACCACAGAGGAUGGACUUAUAAACUUUGAGAAGAGGAGGAGGGAGUUUGACGUCUUGUCGCAGAUCCGCGUGCUGCAGGCGUCCUGUUCCCAGUACAAGCUCCCCAAACAUCCCAAAAUCGCCGCUUGGCUGCACGGACACAGACUGCUCACAGAUCAGGAGAGCUAUGAAAUGUCAAAGCAGCUGGAGCCUCCGGUGGACGCUUGUUCACCGAAUUCCUGGAGCAACCGCUCUAUCACAAAGAAACUCUCCUUCUUCAGGUCGGUGAGUGAGACCGCUAAGAAACUCCCCGCUGACCAGAUCAGCCUCUCAUCCUCUGGAUCCAGUGGAUCUGAGAUGGAAGAUCUUUCUUCCCCAAACACAACAUGUUCUAUUAAACUACAGUCCUUCCACAGCUCCUACAACAACGUAUCUGAGGCCUUCUCUUCCUCCUCCUCUUCCUCGUCCUUCCCUUGCCCCUCAGCUGCUUCCUCUCUAGAGUCUCCGUCUGGUUCCUCGUCAGACUGCAGCGCCAACCUGUGUGGUACAGAGCCAGCCGCCGCUGCCGCCCGACCCGGCGCUCACCCGUCCCCCCACCACAAGCGCUCCGUUUCCAUGACGUCCCUGCCCAUGUACAACCGGCAGGGCUGCGACUCCUGCAUCAUCCGGGUCAGUGUGGACCUGGGACUCGACAACGGCAACAUGUACAAAAGCAUCCUGCUGACCAGUCAGGAUAAAACGGCCCAGGUGAUCCAGAGGGCUUUGGAGAAGCAUCACCUGGAGCACAUGAACCCGCAGGACUUCACCCUGUCCCAGAUCAUGUCGCAGCAGAAAGAGUUGCUUGUGCCGGACAAAGCCAACGUCUUCUACGCCAUGUCCACGAUGGCUAACUUCGAUUUCGUCCUGCGCUUGUAUCGCAAAGGCCAGAAGCAGCCGCUGAGACAAACCGCCAGUCUCGGCUGGUUCGCCAGGUGAGGCCCGCUAAGCCAAGCCGAUUGGAUCGAUCGGUUCCUGGGAAAACGGGCUUCGACUCAUAAAAGGUGGCUUUCCGAACUCUAUGGUUCGUUGCUUUGCACCAAAAGGAAUGAAAGCAGAAUGCGUUUAAGGAAGCUUACAAGAUUCUGACAAGAAAAAAAGCACUUUAGUGAUGGAA
Poecilia latipinna (sailfin molly) is the source of this 2749-nucleotide messenger RNA. RefSeq names its product ral guanine nucleotide dissociation stimulator-like 1 (gene rgl3b). Gene Ontology annotation, molecular function: guanyl-nucleotide exchange factor activity. The transcript has 18 exons. The coding region runs from base 325 to 2571 and encodes 748 amino acids. Gene Ontology annotation, cellular component: plasma membrane. Gene Ontology annotation, biological process: Ras protein signal transduction. The record is from RefSeq and is a predicted model, not a curated record. Lineage: Eukaryota; Metazoa; Chordata; Actinopteri; Cyprinodontiformes; Poeciliidae.